AUGACUACGGCGGUCGGAAUGCUGCAAAAUAAUGGCUUGUCCAGCCCCCAGAGACAGGUCACAGCGGACGUGAGCAACGGACUCAAGGCCGGUGAAAAGAUCAGCGGUGCAGGUUACAGCAAGGAUGUGAAAAAACGCAGCGAAGAUCGCGUGCACACCGGUAAAGUUACGAAUGCUCCUGAACUCCCGCAUGUGGAAGUGAAUCAGCAGCCGCUGACGCUGCUGAUUCGAAACCUCACGGUCUUUUCUAUCAAAGAGCUCAUUCAGCUUUUGAAGAUCAGUGUGCAUGCGAACCAAGAUCCUAGUGCCAAAAAAACUGCGUUCUUGCAAUUGGUGGUAUAUCUGCGGAACCAGUUCCUCAAGCUUUACGUGCUGGUGAAAUGGUGUCGCACCUUGAGAAACAACAAUUUCAACACGAUGAUCGAUCUGCUAAAUUGGUUCCGCGGCUCAAACAUGGCCGUCAACAACUGCAUAUGGGCCUUGAAGGCCAGUCUGGCUGGUAUGACCAAUGCUAAGCUUCCAAACCCCGAUCUCAUCACAGCACUCGAAGUACUAAGUCUGGGCAGGCCAAAUCUGCAGACGCACAACUUCACGCUCAGUGGUGAGGAACGCGCGGAAAAUGGACAAAAAACAUCAGCGGUUCCUUCAAAACUCAUCUUGAAAACGCUUCGGGACAUGAACAUUAUUUUGUCCGUGAAGAUUUCGCUCAUGGAAAUUCCUGACCAAUUCAAACAGUAUUCUGUGUGCGACGGUAGACUGUACAUUAGCGUGGAAAACGAGUUUGAAGUUCAACUUUCCACGACUCACCAGCGGAUGCCUCUUUUCUUUGUGGAUCUGAAAUUGCUGUUCAAUGAGCUAUUGCCUUUGAACAAGUACAAGCUGGAGAAAGUAAUAAACGAGGUGUUAUACAAAAGCCCACGUCCGUUAUUUGCUCUCUACAAAAUUCUCCACAAUUAUGUCCUAUCGGUCCAAAUGUACAUGAUACACGCGGAAUUGCUAGAUUUAGAGUCUAACAGCAAGUAUGCCGGUGGAAACUUGGUGCAUCAUUACGAUUCUCGGAAGACUACCAUUAACCUUAAGUACUGGUCUAAUAGCCGGCUCAAGGGCAAAUGCAAUGCGACCAUCGGUAUAGAAGAGCAGACUGGAUGUAUUGUCUUGAGAUGGUACAUUGAAGAGGUGGCGGGAAGUCAGUCAGAAAUACCAGUACGUUACACCAAUGUGUUAAGCAAUUUGGGGAACAUUCUGGACGAAAUAAUGUUCAAUCACUCCCAAAUGAUAAAAGCGGAGCUGUUAUCCACAGGGGUUCUACAAGAAGACGAUGAAAUUUCAGAUGCUCUUCUGUUCAAUGUUCCCUCCACACCAGCAUCCGUUAUCCCGAUCCAAAUCAAAAUAAACGUAAUCAGCGGGGUCUUCUACGUUAGAAAUCCCAGUGGCUUGUUAACGUUUUACAUCAAUCAAAUUAACAAGACAAGCACAACCGAUGAUUUCAUCAAAGUUUUGAAUAGGCUCAAGCUGGAUAAAAUUAUAUCGAUUUUGCGAAACAUGUUUGAGAAAGUUGGUUGGGCGUGCAACAAUGUCGUGAAACUUAACGCCCCGGUAUCAAAGGAUCCCAGUUGGGCGCAGAAAAAGAUAUUGUUUCGAGACCUGUUUGUCCGACUUGAAAACUGGCCUGCCAACUGGUACCUCAUUUUUAGCGUAAUAUCGUCGAAUGCUACUUGCAUAAUUGAAAAGAGGAUAGGAAAGAUUGCGGCUGCAAAAGGCAGUUGGGAAUUGAAGUACUUGGACAAUGAAAAUGUAUUAACACUAAAACUCGAAUCUAUGACCUACCAGAAAAUCCUUCACCUCAAAAAAACGAGUCUGCACAAGAUAGUCGACCAUAUGAUUAUCGAUUCUCUGAAUGGCCUUCGUAUGAGAAACCGCAUCUGUUCCAGCAAACAGUUAGGUGCGGUGCCUGAAUACAUUGUGCCCGGGGACCAAACACACCAUUCAUCGAUUCUGAGUAUAGAAUUGGAGUCAUUUAUCGGAGGCUCUUCUGCACUAAAGUAUAUUUUGGAAGAGACAAUGUUUUUGCGGAUAGACUACCAUGACAGCAAGAUCAAAUUAUUUGGUAAGUUCAGAAAGAACUGUAAAGCGAUAGGCAAACAAUACAAUGAGACUUUGAUGCACUUCAUAGACGAAGAUGCGUUAUCGUUCUACAUGUCAGAAUCCUUCACGGACCUGAAUAACAUCGUCCAGCAUUUUAACACGUUCAAGCAGAAGCUUAUGCAGAUCGUGACGCUAACUGACGUCAUUGAGAAACUGCAUGAUUUUUACUCCGAAAACUUUAGCAUCGUGGCAUUGAAACCUAACGAGAUUUCUUUCAAAUACUUGAAAAACAGCAAGGAUGAUUAUGACUGUCGAAUCCUAAUACAGACAAACGAUGACAGCGUCAAAAAGCUAGAAAUCAAGUUGUCGCCCCGCAAUCCGCAGCAUAUUUUCCAACCGUUCAUCGAUUCCAACAGACUUGACUACCACUUUGUUUUCAAUUACCUGCAAUUUACGUCCGGGUUUUUUGGCGUGUUAGAGUCGAUUCUAACCACUUCUGAGAGCCAAGUGAAGUCGACGAACGGCUACACCACGGUUUCUCUCCAACUUCAUAAUCUUUCCGUGUACGGACUGAUAUAUUACAACCCAGAGACCAGUACCAAGAUCACGUUAAUGAUAGAGCUGCGCAACGUGUUUUUGAACGGGUCCAAAAAACUGCGGUAUUUCGUCCACUUUGCAGACGAUGAGCAUAUCUCCACCAAAAGUCCAGCGUAUCCUUUGGUGCACAAGGUGCGCAACACUGUUUUUAUGGUCGACAGCACGUCUUUGAUCACGGGAGACACGAUUUCCGGUCUUGCUUCGCCCAAGCGAGCCAAGGCCGCCUCGCUGAUAAGGCUCGCCGAUGGGAUUUGCUGCGACGCUGCUGAUAUCGAGCUUGUGAUUCGCGAAGUCAACGAUAUUUUGAAAAUCGACUGCGUUUAG
Molecule: messenger RNA, 3006 nt
Organism: Lachancea meyersii CBS 8951
Lineage: Eukaryota; Fungi; Ascomycota; Saccharomycetes; Saccharomycetales; Saccharomycetaceae
Source: the annotation of a GenBank genome assembly